AUGCGCUACAUCCUGAUCGUUUUUGCGGCAACAGUCGCGUGCAUCUAUGCACAAAGCUUCAAGUGUCCGGUAAAGGACGGCCAGUACGAGGAUUCGCUCCAGUGCGACAAGUACUACGAAUGCGUUGAUGGUCGCGCCACCGAACGGCUCUGCCCGGACGGGCUCGUCUUUGAUCCUACCAUUCGCAAGAUCAACAAGUGCGAUCAACCCUUCAACGUUGACUGCGGGGACCGUGUAGAGCUGCAACCGCCGCGUGGAAACAAUCUCUGCCCACGUCGGAAUGGCUUCUUCGCCCAUCCGGAUCCGGCCGUGUGUAACGUGUUCUACAACUGCAUUGAGGGCGAGGCGACCGAGAUCACCUGCACCGCUGGGCUGCACUUCGACGAGUAUACGGGCACCUGUGUCUGGCCGAACGAUGCCGGCCGUCAGGGUUGCAAUCCGGGCGCUAACAAGAAACUGAAGGAUGGGUUCACCUGCCCGAAGGAGCAGAAAACGGAUGAGGCUGGACAGGUGGUGGCUCACCCGAAGUAUGCGCAUCCGACCGAUUGCCAGCGGUUUUACGUCUGUCUGAACGGUGUGGAACCGCGCGAUCUUGGCUGUCAGGUUGGCGAGGUGUACAACGAGGAGACGGAGCGGUGCGAUGCACCCGAGAACGUGCCUGGAUGCGAGGAUUGGUACAAGGAGAGUGAUGAGAAGAAGAACUGA
This is a messenger RNA of Anopheles marshallii, 705 nucleotides long. Its product is annotated as protein obstructor-E-like. Gene Ontology annotation, cellular component: extracellular region. The transcript has 5 exons. NCBI's taxonomy places the organism in Eukaryota, Metazoa, Arthropoda, Insecta, Diptera, Culicidae. Gene Ontology annotation, molecular function: chitin binding. The record is from RefSeq and is a predicted model, not a curated record. The coding region runs from base 1 to 705 and encodes 234 amino acids.